Molecule: messenger RNA, 882 nt
Organism: Girardinichthys multiradiatus
Lineage: Eukaryota; Metazoa; Chordata; Actinopteri; Cyprinodontiformes; Goodeidae
Product: transmembrane protein 11, mitochondrial-like
Biological process (GO): inner mitochondrial membrane organization
Cellular component (GO): mitochondrial inner membrane
Source: RefSeq, a predicted model, not a curated record
AGAAACCUCACACACACAUCCAUACAGCACAAUAUGAGUGAGUGUCCAGAAUCAUACUCCUUAAACCGCAAUCCAAUACAAGACAGCGCAGGUACACGUGACCUCGUUGCAUCAUGUGAUCUAUAGUCCGUCAAAGAAGCCAUCGCCACACGUUGCCCAUAUUUAAACACUACAACACCCAAAAUGCUGAGCGAGGCCAUACGUCAAACGAAAUCACAGUCGUAUCUUCCAACAUGGCGUCGCUGGGAAGGAGGCGCGGUGUCCCAGUAAGCAGGGAGAGGGGAGUGAUGGCUGCGUCAGACUGCUACAUUGUACACGAGAUCUACAACGAGAAUGCGCAGGACCAGUUUGAGUAUGAGCUGGAGCAGGCACUGGAGGCCCAGUACAAAUACAUUGUCAUCGAGCCCACGCGGAUAGGCGACGAGACGGCCCGUUGGAUCACGGUGGGAAACUGCCUGCAUAAGACUGCCGUGCUGUCGGGCGCCGCAUGCCUCCUGACGCCACUCUCGCUGCCCGUCGAGUACUCGCGCUACGUGGCGCUGCCCGCCGGCGCCCUCAGCGUGGCCUGCUCCACGCUCUACGGCAUCUCGUGGCAGUUCGACCCCUGCUGCAAAUACCAGGUGGAAUACGACAGCCAAAAACUCUCGCGGCUGCCGCUGCAUACAUUGACCUCAUCGGCGCCCGUGGUGUUGGUACGCAGGGAUGACAUCCACAGAAAGAGACUCCAUAACACGAUAGCACUGGCUGCUCUGGCGUAUUGCGUCAAGAAGAUCUAUGAACUCUAUGCGGUAUGAGUGCACUCUGAAGAGAAAUUAACAAUUAUGAAAACAGGAAGAAAAAAAUCGACCAUAAAAACAGAACCUGCCCACUUCCCGGAUGUAA